Molecule: messenger RNA, 1524 nt
Organism: Chilo suppressalis (striped riceborer)
Lineage: Eukaryota; Metazoa; Arthropoda; Insecta; Lepidoptera; Crambidae
Source: the annotation of a GenBank genome assembly
AUGGGAUUCAGAAUAGUGAUAGCCGGAAAAUCACAAUGCGAUGUAUUCGCGCAAAUUUGUUUAGUUGCUAAUCACUUGAAAGAAAAUCUUUCUAAUUUUUGUUACGACACAAUCCAAAAGUCCGUUCUUGAAUGGGAGACCUGGCUGUGCAAAAUAAAUCAUAAGAAUAAAUGGCACCACUUGAAAUCUCCAUUAAUUUGGAAAGAAUUGUUAAUGAAAGGAAGCAAACCGUACUACAUAGGAGGAGCAUCGGAGUUUUUGGAUUAUUGUCAUUCUUAUUACCAAUUUGACUCUUUUUUAUUAUCAGAAAAGUUUAAAGGGUUGACAGAAAACUUUUCACAGUAUCAAAACAAAAUAAAAAAUGAAAAGGAAACGAAUAUAGAUGUAAAGGAUCUAAAAACUUUAUUUGAAAAGCCAUCAAAGAACAACUUUACUAUUUGUAUAUCAGGAACUGGAUCACCAAUAGCUAUGCACAUAUUAUCUGGGCUAUUAGAAAUGUCGGUUGGGGAAAAAAACGUUUCAAAAAUAUAUAUUUAUGACGACGAAUGUUCUGAAACAUUUAUGGAAUUUAUUGAAAGAGAAUGCAGUUAUAUUAGAUCUAAUAAUUCUGGAAAAGUUGUUAAAGUUGUGAACAAAAUAGGAACAGCUCUAACACAUACGGAUUUACUAAUUAUUUUGAACCACAUUCCAUUUAAUAUUGAAAGUAGUAUAGGAGAUUGGCUACAAGCGAAUAAAAAGAUGAUGACAAACUUGGCAAUGUUUAUCAAUGCAUCAGCUUAUCGUAAAAUGAACAUACUUUUUCCAAAUUUGGGACCAGCUUGUUUUAAUGCUACGGUACUAAUGAAUUUAGUUACAAAUAUUCCUAAACGUAAUAUAGUAGUUGCUACUUCGGACCUUGGAUUAGACAUUGCUGCUAUAGCUGCAGAAAUUGCUGAAAUUCCCAUGAGAAAUAUGUUUUGCCCACCAGUAUGGGGAUUUGUUGGAAUAAACCAUUUAGUAGAUAUAAGAACUACAUUUCAUAAAUAUAAUUCAUUCGAGCCAUACAAUCGUUAUACUAAAGUGAACAACUCUUCUUUAACAAUUGGGAGUCUUACUCCAGUAAUGAGGACAAUGGAAUAUUUGAUGUAUUUUGAUGAAACAUUGUGGUCAAAAGUAGCUGAGAAAAAGAGCAAAAUGCCGAUUGGGCAUACAUGUUUCAAUAAAGCGACCGCUGCACUAAAUGUUGUUAAUUUGUGGCUGUUGGACAACAGCCCAACCAAUAUCGUUAAUCUUGGAAUUCUUUGUGAUGGUUCUUUCGGACUUACUUUUCAAGGGGCAUUUUCCCAACCAGCACAACUCGUUGAUGAUGUUUGGAUGCCCGCGAAUGAAUUUUUGAUGCCAAGAGACGCACAGAUGAAGUUGCCAUACAUGGAAAAAAUAGCAAAUUUAUGUUUGAAUAUGAAUAAGGGAGAUUUUCCAAAGAUUGUUAAAUAUCAUCCUUGCUAUUGCAAACCAAAAUACUAUAAAACGAAUAAGGAAUGGUAA